Herpailurus yagouaroundi (jaguarundi) is the source of this 4248-nucleotide messenger RNA. It is a transcript of the gene PEAR1, whose product is annotated as platelet endothelial aggregation receptor 1. The record is from RefSeq and is a predicted model, not a curated record. Gene Ontology annotation, molecular function: protein binding. The transcript has 24 exons. Gene Ontology annotation, cellular component: membrane. NCBI's taxonomy places the organism in Eukaryota, Metazoa, Chordata, Mammalia, Carnivora, Felidae. Bases 805 to 3912 code for a protein of 1035 amino acids.
CCAGAGAUACUCAGGGGGGGCCAGGGGCCAGCAACCACGGCCUUUCUCUCUUCUCGGGAAAAUUAUAAGCAGAUGUGGGCGCCUCGGGGAGGCAGAGAGCAAGGAGCCAGGACAAGUUGUAGGAACACUGAACCCAGAAUCUGAAACAGGCUGCGGGGGUGGCCUCUCAGGAGCCCAGCCCCUCCUGAGCUCAGGAGCCACAACAGACCCUGCUGAGGUCCUGACCUGCUUCCCACCCACUGGGCGAGGCCGGGUUGGAGGGGGCGGAGAGGAGCUGUUUCCAGAUGGCCGAUGGGGUGGCCAGAGGGAGGUGGGGGCUGCUUCUGUCCGAGGCCGGGUUGGGGACGUCCUCGGGCAGUAGUCCCCGGAGCUGGGUACGGAGGUGCCCUGGCCAGGGUUUAACAGGUGCCUCUGGCGGGUGCGGAUGAGGCUGCCCCUGGUCUGCGGUGUUGGCCCAUGUCCCCCAUGGAAGUAAUUCCCCGAGCCUGAUUUCUAGCUCCUGAUGUGUCGUCUGUGAGCGGGGAGCUGGGCAGAGACGCGCACCGUUGGCUCCCGCGAGCCCAGGCGAGCAGGUGCCCGCACGCCCGUGGUCAGGAGGGGCCUCCUUCAGGGCCACCCGGUCCCGCCCCAGCCCCGCGCCUCCUGUGGCCGCUCUCCACCUGCACACAUGCGGGCCGGGAAGCCCCCCACUUGAGGCGGCCGGCCGACUCCCUUCCGGAACCUUGGCUGUUGGAAAGUCCUUCCUCCAGCUGAGCCCAGGCUGUGGCUCUGCGCCGGUCCCCCGCUCUGCCCCUGGCCUCUGCGAUGCCACCAGCUCUGCGUGCCCUCCUUCUCCUGGGCCUGGGCCUGCGGCUGGCUGGAGCCCUCAACCCCAGUGACCCCAACACCUGCAGCUUCUGGGAAAGCUUCACCACCACCACCAAGGAGUCUCACUCCCGCCCCUUCAGCCUGCUCCCCUCGGAGCCCUGCGACCGGCCCUGGGAGAGCCCCCACACCUGCCCCCGGCCCACGGUUGUCUACAGGACGGUGUACCGCCAGGUGGUGAAGACAGACCACCGGAAGCGACUCCAGUGCUGCCGGGGCUUCUAUGAGAGCAGUGGGAUCUGUGUCCCGCUCUGUGACCAGGAGUGCGUCCAUGGCCGCUGUGUGGCACCCAAUCAGUGCGAGUGUGCGCAGAACUGGAGGGGUGACGACUGUUCCAGUGGGUGUGCCCCAGGAGUGUGGGGGCUGCAGUGUGACAAGCCCUGUCACUGUGGCAACGGCAGCUCCUGUGACCCCAAGAGUGGAGCGUGCUCCUGCCCCCCCGGCCUGCAGCCCCCACGCUGCCUGGAGCCCUGCUCCCCGGGCUACUAUGGUCCCGCCUGCCAGUUCCACUGCCUGUGCCACGGAGCACCCUGUGACCCCCAGACGGGAGCCUGCUUCUGCCCCCCAGAGAGGACUGGGGCCAGCAGCUGUGAGAUACCCUGUGUCCGGGGCACCGUCGGCUUCUUCUGCCCCAGCACCUAUCCUUGCCACAACGGGGGCGUCUUCCAGGCCUCCCAGGGCUCCUGCAGCUGCCCACAUGGGUGGAUGGGCAUCAUCUGCUCCCUGCCCUGCCUGGAGGGCUUCCACGGACCCAACUGCUCCCAAGAGUGUCGCUGUCACAAUGGUGGCCUCUGCGACCGCUUCACUGGGCAGUGUCGCUGCGCUCCGGGCUACACGGGGGAUCGGUGCCGUGAGGAGUGCCCCGUGGGCCGCUUCGGGCAGGACUGUGCGGAGACGUGCGACUGCGCGCCCGGCGCCCGCUGCUUCCCGGCCAACGGCGCGUGUCUGUGCGAACACGGCUUCACCGGGGACCGCUGCACCGAGCGCCUCUGCCCCGACGGCCGCUACGGCCUCAGCUGCCAGGAGCCGUGCACCUGCGACCCGGAGCACAGCCUCAGCUGCCACCCGAUGAGCGGGGAGUGCGCGUGCCUGCCGGGCUGGGCCGGCCUGCACUGCAACGAGAGCUGCCCGCAGGACACGCACGGGCCCGGCUGCCAGGAGCACUGCCUCUGCCUGCACGGCGGCGUGUGCCAGCCCGACAGCGGCCGGUGCCGCUGUGCGCCCGGCUACACGGGCCCGCACUGCGCCGGCCUCUGCCCGCCUGACACUUACGGAGUCAACUGCUCCGCACGCUGCUCCUGCCACAACGCCCUGGCCUGCUCGCCCAUCGACGGCGCCUGCGUCUGCAAGGAGGGUUGGCAGCCUGGUAACUGCUCUGUGCCCUGCUUACCUGGAACCUGGGGCUUCGGUUGCAACGCCAGCUGCCAGUGCGCCCACGAGGCAGCCUGCAGCCCCCAGACCGGGGCCUGUACCUGCACCCCUGGGUGGCAGGGGGCCCACUGCCAGCUCCCGUGCCCGAAGGGACAGUUCGGUGAAGGCUGUGCCAGUCGCUGUGACUGUGACCAUGCUGACGGCUGUGACCCUGUUCACGGACGCUGCCGGUGCCAGGCUGGCUGGACGGGCACCCGCUGCCACCUGCCCUGCCCCGAAGGCUUCUGGGGGGCAAACUGCAGUAACACCUGCUCUUGCAAGAACGGGGGCACCUGCAUCCCCGAGAACGGCAAUUGCGUGUGUGCGCCUGGGUUCCGAGGCCCCUCCUGCCAGAGAUCCUGCCAGCCUGGCCGCUAUGGCAAACGCUGUGUGCCCUGCAAGUGUGGUAACCACUCCUCCUGCCAUCCCUCGAAUGGGACCUGCUACUGUCUGGCUGGCUGGACGGGCCCCGACUGCUCCCAGCCGUGCCCUCUAGGACACUGGGGAGCCAACUGCGCCCAGCCCUGCCAGUGCCGCCAGGGGGGGGCCUGCCACCCCCAGGAUGGGAGCUGUUUCUGCCCCCCAGGCUGGACUGGAUACCUCUGCUUAGAAGGCUGCUCUCCGGGGAUGUUCGGUGCCAACUGCUCCCAGUCCUGCCAGUGUGGUCCUGGAGAGAGGUGCCACCCAGAGACGGGAGCCUGUGUGUGUCCCCCGGGGCACAGCGGCGCCCCCUGCAGGAUUGGAAGCCAGGAGCCCUUCACCAUGAUGCCUACCUCUCCGGUGGCCUAUAACUCGCUGGGGGCAGUGAUUGGCAUUGCGGUGCUGGGGUCCCUGGUGGUGGCCCUGCUGGCACUGUUCGUCGGCUACCGCCAUUGGCAAAAAGGCAAGGCACACCAACACCUGGCCGUGGCCUACAGCAGCGGGCGGCUGGAUGGCUCUGAGUACGUCAUGCCAGAUGUCCCUCCCAGCUACAGCCACUACUACUCCAACCCCAGCUACCACACCCUGUCACAGUGCUCACCGAAACCCCCGCCCCCGAACAAGCUUCCGGGCAGUCAGCUCUUUGGCAGCCUGCAGGUCCCUGAGCGGCCAGGGGGGGCUCACGGGCAGGAUAACCACAGCACCCUGCCUGCGGACUGGAAGCACCGCCGGGAGCCCCCUGCAGGGCCUCUGGACAGGGGUAGCGGCCGCCUGAGCUACAGCCACAGCUACCGUAGCAGCAGCGACGGCCCAGGCCCGUUCUCUGGUAAAGAGGGGCUGGGGGCCAGCGUGGCUUCCCUGAGCAGCGAAAACCCCUACGCCACCAUCCGGGACCUGCCCAGCCUCCUCGGGGGCCUCCGGGAGAGCAGCUAUGUGGAGAUGAAAGGCCCCCCCUCAGGGUCUCCCCCCAGGCAGCCCCCUCCACUCCGGGACAGCCAGAGGCGGCGACACCCCCAGCCACAGAGAGACAGUGGCACCUAUGAACGGCCCAGCCCUCUGACCUAUGAUGGAGACUCUGUGGGCUCCCAGCCCCCACUGCCUCCGGGCCUGCCCCCUGGCCACUACGACUCCCCAAAGAACAGCCACAUCCCUGGACACUAUGACUUGCCCCCAGUACGGCAUCCCCCGUCACCCCCAGUUCGGCGCCAGGACCGCUGAGAGGUCGGGGUGGUGCGCAGAGGCCAGUACCUGCCCUUCGCGGCCCGGGGCUGGGGGCAGAGCCUGCUGUACCCUGCCAGGAGCGGGGAGAGGACCGGCAGGCCGUGAACGUGAACACGCCUGACAGAGGAAGCGAAUGUCCGAGACACCGGGGCCUGGAUCCCGGGUUCCAUCGUGGGAGACACCGGUCAGCAGGAGGCCUGCCUUCCCUUUUGUAUGUUUCGCAACCUGCUGCUCCCCAGGGCCCCAAGGCCUUUGUACAUAAACUGGUGGGUUGAAUGUUGCUGGAAAACUCUGAUUUCAGAUUAAUGUCAAAAACGUAUAUUGGGCUCCUUU